Drosophila eugracilis is the source of this 618-nucleotide messenger RNA. RefSeq lists its product as uncharacterized. Gene Ontology annotation, biological process: embryonic morphogenesis. Lineage: Eukaryota; Metazoa; Arthropoda; Insecta; Diptera; Drosophilidae. The transcript has 2 exons. The coding region runs from base 70 to 363 and encodes 97 amino acids. The record is from RefSeq and is a predicted model, not a curated record. Gene Ontology annotation, cellular component: tRNA-splicing ligase complex.
ACUAUACAUAUCGAUAAGACGCGGAUCAGUAGAGACACAUUUAGAUUGCUUAUAUUUUGAUUCUAGAGAAUGGAUUUGGAUUUAUCACGGGAUGCUAUGAUAGAACAGCUCAAAAAGAGGGGGAUACACUUGUCCGAUGUGGAGAGUAUGUCGAUAGAGCAGUUAGAGGAUAUAUACCGGAAGUUUGUGAUACCCAAACCAAGAAGGGAGCGGGAACACCGCGAUCGAUCCAAACCCAUUCCCAUGGAAAUGGAGCAGUUGGCGCAGCGCAUCAAAUCUGUAGCUAUGGUGGGUCAAAAACGACCACUGCUGGAUAGCCCGAACGACGACAGUCCCAAGCAAAUCAAGAUGGACCUCCGUUGACCUGUGACAGGAGGCGAUAAGCUUAUGGGGGCUACAAUGCAGUGCCCCCAAUCAGUAGGCAAACGAACGUUCGUCGAGAUGCACCUGCUCCUCAUCCUUCUUUACUGUGUUCCACUGGUUGUGGGCGAUAUUUUGCCACUGCAACCAGAUUUGGAGAACAUUCAGGUUACUUUGUUUAUUAAGAAUAUUUCGUCAUAUGGUAUUAUUGGAUCGACCUUUAUAUAGGUCCCCCAUAAAAUAAUAGAGAUCAUGUUA